Mercenaria mercenaria is the source of this 1742-nucleotide messenger RNA. RefSeq lists its product as uncharacterized. The record is from RefSeq and is a predicted model, not a curated record. NCBI's taxonomy places the organism in Eukaryota, Metazoa, Mollusca, Bivalvia, Venerida, Veneridae. The transcript has 5 exons. The coding region runs from base 319 to 1314 and encodes 331 amino acids.
AGGCUUUGUUUGGACAGAGCGAUACACAUGCGGGGGAUGGUACACGUGGCUGUGUGUUUUUAAGUUGCUCCGAACAUUUGUGAGUAAAUUAACACGUGACUGAGUUAAGUACCACGUGACUGUGUGAAUAUACAUGUAGCUGAGGCCACUGACUGCACGUGUGACUUAGUUCAGGGUACAUGUGACUGUGUGUAAGGGUGCUCGUGACUAAUUUUUAAGUUAUAAAUUACUGUACAGUAUACAUGUGGCUGGUAGCACUCGGAUAACUGAAACUACGCGUGCGACCAAGUGUCGCCUGACUUAGUGUAUACAGGAGCAAUGACCCUUACAAUUACGAACAAGCUUGGGUUUUUGCGUGUUAUUUUUUGGUUUAAUUUCGCACUAUUAGGUGCAUCCGAAGUAGCAAAAUUUAAAGUAACCGAGUGGAAAGGUUGUCCCGAGUCAGAAUUUCGAUACCUUGCAAUACCACAGCUCUCAAUUGGUGAAUGUGCACACGAGUGUAAGAUACGACCAAUAUGCAAAUCCGUCGUAUAUCGUCGGCUUUUACAUUUAUGCGAAAUUUUCUCCACGGAAAAUGAAAUAGUAUUGAAGUCCCCGGGCAGAUCUCCAUGUGUGUUUAUUCGCAGAAAUGACAUCGAACAGGACCAGGACCCCUGGUGCAACUGUACUGAAAGACAGGUGUAUAACACUCUUACCGGUGCUUGUACAGUCAAAGAAUGUAGCCCGUAUAACGAGACAGACUUUGCAAUUCUUGGCAACCAAAACCACAUCGGAGCGAAAGUUGAAAUCGCAUGUGACUUAGGUUGGGAGACAUUGAACCCAACGGCAACUUGUCAGUCAGAUGGGAACUGGAGCCAGGAACUGCAGUGUACACAAAAAUGUCCAGUAAUGAAUACUAUCUUGGUACACCAAGAAGGCACGUCGGAUUUCAGGCUUCAAUUUCACCUGGAAAAAAUUAGCCAAUCAGACGCAAUGGCAGAGUGUGAAAAAUCUCAAACGAGGCUUGUACGCAUAGACAGUGAAGUGAAGCGGUCUUACGUCACCAACAUACUUACUGCAUGUAGAGAUCUUAGCAAAUAUAAUUACUGGACUGAUGGAUCAAAUAAAAAUCCGGAUUACCCCAAUGACUGCAGUAUGUGGUUCUCAGAUGGCACCAAAAUGCCUCUGGGUAACAAGCACUGGCAAGACGACAGACCGAUAAAAUAUGACUCAAGCACAAUGUGCGCUAGAAUGGAAAGCUAUUCGGAUUUUCGCUGGCGGGACGCAUACUGUUAUGAAAAUAAUACCUUUAUUUGUGAGAAGAUUCCCCAAUGAUAUGUUGCUGUAAAAAUUGAAACGAGAGGCAGAAUGACGAACAAAGUCAACGCAAUUUUACAUACCGUAAACCCAAAUAAAUCAAGUAGGAUCCUCUACACAUAUCAAGACGGAUUCUACACAUACUGUAAUCGAAACAUGACAAACCCCUUAAUUCAAAUAUAUCAAGCAGGAUCCUCAACACACUGUAAUCCAAUCACAUCAAGCAGGAUCCUCAACACAAGUUGUAAUUCAAUCACAUCAAGCAGGAUCCCCAACACACUGUAAUUCAAUCACAUCAAGAAGGAUCCUCAACAUACUGUAAUCCAAUCACAUCAAGCAGGAUCCUCAACACACUGUAAUUCAAUCACAUCAAGCAGGAUCCCCAACACACUGUAAUUCAGUCACAUCAAGAAGGAUCCUCAACACACUGUAAUUCAAUCACAUCA